Messenger RNA from Brachypodium distachyon (stiff brome), 2049 nucleotides. RefSeq names its product laccase-3. Gene Ontology annotation, cellular component: apoplast. The record is from RefSeq and is a predicted model, not a curated record. Gene Ontology annotation, biological process: lignin catabolic process. Bases 99 to 1799 code for a protein of 566 amino acids. Gene Ontology annotation, molecular function: copper ion binding; hydroquinone:oxygen oxidoreductase activity. Lineage: Eukaryota; Viridiplantae; Streptophyta; Magnoliopsida; Poales; Poaceae. The transcript is spliced from 5 exons.
ACCGUGUGAGCCUCAUCGCCAACUCGGAGGCAUUCAAGCAAAAAAGCCUCUAAACAAACCCCUCGAUCACUCCCUAAACCUCGAUCAAUCGGCCGGCCAUGGCGUCCUCCCGGCUGCUCUUUCUCCUGUCGUGCAGCUGCCUCGCGCUGGCUUUGCUCGCCAGCGCCGAAGUGCACCACCACGAGUUCAUCGUCCAAGAGACGCCGGUGAAGAGGCUGUGCAAGGAGCACAACAUCAUCACGGUGAACGGGCAGUUCCCCGGGCCGACGCUGGAGGUCCGGGAAGGCGACACGCUCGUCGUCAACGUCGUCAACCAGGCCCAGUACAACGUCACCAUCCACUGGCACGGCAUCAGGCAGUUCAGGACAGGGUGGGCGGACGGGCCGGAGUUCGUGACGCAGUGCCCCAUCAAGCCGGGCGGCAGCUACAAGUACAAGUUCACCAUCGAGGGGCAGGAGGGCACGCUGUGGUGGCACGCGCACAGCUCCUGGCUCAGAGCCACCGUCUACGGCGCGCUCAUCAUCCGACCCAGGGAGGACAAGGCGUACCCAUUCGAGAAGCCCUCCCGUGAAGUCCCACUUAUGCUCGGGGAAUGGUGGGACGCGAACCCGAUCGAUGUCAUCCGGGAGGCCCAGAGGACCGGCGGGGGACCAAACGUCUCUGACGCCUUCACCGUCAACGGCCAGCCCGGUGACCUCUACAACUGCUCCCGCGAAGAGACCACGGCUAUCUCGGUGAAGCCCGGGGAGACGGCCCUGCUCCGGUUCAUCAACUCUGCGCUCAACCACGAGCUCUUCGUCUCCAUCGCCAACCACAAGAUGACGGUCGUCGGCGCCGACGCGUCCUACACCGAGCCAUUCGUCACCUCGGUGCUCAUGAUCGCGCCGGGCCAGACCACCGACGUCCUCGUCACCAUGGACCAGGCGCCCACCCGGUACUACAUCGCGGCGCGUGGCUACGUCACCACCCAAGGCGUGGCGUUCGACAAUACUACCACCACCGCCAUCCUCGAGUACGAUUGCGGCUGCAGCACUGAUUUCGGCCCUGCGAUCCGCCCGGCGUUCCCCACCCUCCCGGCGUUCAACGACACCAGUGCUGCUACGGCGUUCGCGGCGGGCAUCAAGAGUCCACGGAAAGUCGAGAUCCCCAGCCCCGUCGACGAGAACCUAUUCUUCACCGUCGGCCUCGGACUGUUCAAUUGCAAGCCAGGGCAGCAAUGCGGCGCGCCAAACAACACCCGCUUCACGGCCAGCAUGAACAACAUCUCCUUCGUCUUCCCAAAGGCCACCUCCCUCCUCCAUGCGCACUACUAUGACAUCCCGGACGUCUUCACUACCGACUUCCCGGCCUACCCGUCGGUGCAGUUCGACUACACAGCACAGAACGUCAGCCGCAGCCUGUGGCAGCCGAUCCCGGCGACAAAACUAUACAAGCUUAGGUAUAACUCCGUGGUGCAGAUUGUCCUGCAGGACACGAGCAUCGUCACGCCAGAGAACCACCCCAUCCACCUCCACGGCUAUGACUUCUAUAUCCUUGCCGAGGGAUUUGGCAACUUCGACGCGAAGAAGGACGCCGAGAAGUUCAACCUCGAAAACCCACCGCAGCGGAACACGGUGGCUGUGCCGGUGAACGGCUGGGCGGUCAUCCGGUUCCGUGCCGACAACCCAGGGGUGUGGCUCAUGCAUUGCCAUCUCGACGUGCACAUUACCUGGGGCCUGGCAAUGGCGUUUCUGGUGGAGGACGGGUAUGGCAAGCUGCAGACACUGGAGGCACCUCCAGUUGAUCUUCCGAUGUGCUAAUGAUCAGCAGAAGAUACCACACAAGACUUUUGAAGGCUGCUCAUGUCGUGUACCCAGUUGCUGUUUUUUGGGGGUAUUUGUGAUAUUUCUUCUAGGGGGUCGAUUUUCCAGCUUGGUUUGUGUCUUUCCCCUGUAAAUUCGUGUAAUUCUCAGUGAUUCCUCAGCUUAUUAUUUAAAGAUUUAAAAUUAAACUUUUAUUUGGUAUAGCAGAUGUAACCCAAUCGAUUAUUACAGAUGGCGCAACAGAAAA